Prunus avium (sweet cherry) is the source of this 1151-nucleotide messenger RNA. Its product is annotated as ER membrane protein complex subunit-like protein (DUF2012). The record is from RefSeq and is a predicted model, not a curated record. NCBI's taxonomy places the organism in Eukaryota, Viridiplantae, Streptophyta, Magnoliopsida, Rosales, Rosaceae. Gene Ontology annotation, molecular function: carbohydrate binding. Gene Ontology annotation, cellular component: EMC complex.
GGGCCUGAUUUGGCUUCUACUACACUAAUCUACCUAAGUGCGUAACACCAGAUCGCGCAAAACUCUUCGAACAAACAAGUCUCUCUCUCGCUCUGAAACUCUCGCAGAAGCUCUUUCAUUGUUGUUAUGGCGCGGAGCUGGCGAUCCAAACCGGUGAUUCUCGUGCUUUUCAUACAGCUCUGCUUUUCGCUUAUCUCUUCGUCGCUCGCAAUUUCUCCCGGGUCUACUGAUGGGUACACCAUCCAUGGUCGAGUGAAGAUCCACAGUAUGGGGGCGAAAGGAUAUGGCCUUUACCAAAAAACAUCAAAUGUCAAAGUCAUACUAAAUGCUGGUCAGAGUGUUACCUUUCUGAGGCCUGAUGGAUUUUUUUCAUUCCAUAAUGUGCCUGCGGGGACUCAUCUGAUUGAAGUCACUGCAAUAGGCUAUUUCUUUUCUCCGGUCCGAGUUGAUGUUAGUGCCAGAAACCCAGGCAAGGUUCAGGCAGCACUGACUGAAAAUAGGAGGGGCCUAAAUGAGUUUGUUUUAGAGCCAUUGAGAGAGGAACAGUAUUAUGAGAUAAGGGAACCCUUCUCCAUAAUGUCUCUUGUAAAGAGCCCAAUGGGUCUGAUGGUUGGAUUUAUGGUAGUUGUUGUGUUUCUGAUGCCGAAGUUAGUGGAGAACAUGGAUCCUGAAGAAAUGAGGCGGACACAAGAAGAAAUGAGAAACCAAGGGGUUCCAUCGCUAGCGAGCUUGUUACCUGGUGCUGCGAGGAGUUAAAAACUGAAAUGGAGAAGUAUCAACCUCCUCUUCAGGUGGACUUCUGAUUUCCUGCUCAGGAGCUGAGAGAUUGUGUAUCAUUAUGGUUAAGAAAGAUUUUCCAAGAAAGAUUACGAGAUGCCAGGACUUCUCUCUCUCUCUCUCUCUCUCUCUCUCUCUCUCUCUCUCUCUUUUUGUUUUUAUUUUUUGGCUUAGAGCCUGAUGUUACAAUGCUAGCAAUGCAUUUUUUUUUCUUUUUAAAGUUAUGUAUUGAUAAUGCAGUUUUACAUUGAUGUAAACAUUUUGGGAGUUAGGUGUCUCAUCUGAGUGGGUUGUGAUGCUGACAACCAGCAGGCCGUGAUUAACAGUGUAUUAGUUUUUGUUUGCUUAUUGUUAGAUUUGCAAUUCAAUGAAAA